Parasteatoda tepidariorum (common house spider) is the source of this 2723-nucleotide messenger RNA. Its product is annotated as cystathionine beta-synthase-like protein. Gene Ontology annotation, molecular function: cystathionine beta-synthase activity. Lineage: Eukaryota; Metazoa; Arthropoda; Arachnida; Araneae; Theridiidae. The record is from RefSeq and is a predicted model, not a curated record. Gene Ontology annotation, cellular component: cytoplasm.
AAGAGGGCAGAUAAAAGAUGAGACUGGUGAUGUGGCUUUUAUCAACUAAUUGUUCGGCGUCCCUGAAGAGCAGGGUGAUGCUUAACUUUGGAACCCGGGACUCUAGUUCAAACCACAAAAAAAGAAACAUUAGUCGUUGUUCAAUUUUGCGCUGAUUUUGUUUAUAUUAUCUCGAUGCGCAAUCAUGCUCUGCGCACCUUAUCUCAACAUUGGAGGUGAUAGCGGGGCUAUAAAUUCGCUCUCCCAUCGGGCUGGCCAUGAACAUACUCCUGUCUUGCUGAGUAAAACGAGGUAGCUGACUUGUUUAUUUUUUAUUUGUUGCCUGUUCCUGAAAUUACUAUUAUCGUCUGAAACUGUUACUUAUACAGCAUUAAGAUGCCUAAAUUGAACGGUUUUCAAAGUCACGAAAAGAAUGGUUUUCAUAGUAACGGGGUGAAUGGUUUUCAAAGUCACGAAGUAAAUGGUUCUCAAAGUCAUCAAGUGAAUGGUUUUCAGAACUACGAAACGAAUGGUUUCCAAAGUCCUAAAGUGAAUGGUUUCCAAAGUCCUAAAGUGAAUGGUUUUUCGAAUCCCAAAAUGAAUGGUUUCCAGAGUUCCAAGAUGAAUGGUUUUCAGAGUCCAGAAAUGAAUGGUUUUCAAAACUCCAAACUAAAUGGUGUUCCAAGUCAAAAAUCAAAUGGAUGUCCUUUCAGAGGAGAACUUAUCCCUCCUGAUUUACCAAGCAAAUGCACUUGGCGUUUAAAUUCGAAAGAAAAAUCUGCCCACCAUCAUUGCACUUUUGAGCCAAGCAGACCAAAAAUAUUGCCAAACGUUCUACAUGCUAUUGGAAACACCCCACUGAUUAAGUUAAACAUCGUUCCAAAAGAAUAUGGUUUAAAAUGUGAUUUGUUGGCAAAGUGUGAAUUUUUCAAUCCCGGAGGAAGUAUCAAAGAUAGAAUCGCAGUCCGAAUGAUAGAAGAAGCCGAACGCGAAAAUAAAAUUUCUCCAGAAAAAUCCAAAAUUAUUGAGCCUACUUCUGGAAAUACAGGAAUUGCUUUGGCUCUGGCCUCCGUUGUGAAAGGAUAUGAAUGCACUUUAGUUGUACCAGAAAAUAAAAGUCAAGAAAAAAUUGAUAUGUUGAAAGCUCUUGGAGCAAACAUAGUUCGAACACCUGCUGGCAAAUUUGAUGCUCUUGAUUCUCCAUACAAUGUCGCUCAGAAAAUUAAUGAGGAAAGCGACAACAGUUUCUUACCAUAUCAAUAUCGAUGUUCAUCAAAUCCUUUGACACACUAUGACUGGACAGCUGAGGAGAUUCUUGCUCAAUGUGAUAACCGUUUGGAUAUGAUUGUUAUGGGAGUCGGUACUGGUGGAACUAUAACUGGUAUUGGACGCAAAAUUAAAGAAAAGUGUCCAAACUGCAAGGUUAUUGGAGUUGAUCCUUAUGGUUCUAUCAUAGCUGAACCAGCAUCACUGAAUGGACCACUAGUCAAAGGCAGUGACGUUGAAGGUAUUGGACACGAUUUUAUUCCCACUGCUCUCGAUCGUUCGGUCGUUGACAAAUGGGUGAAAGUGAAUGAUAAUGAAUCUUUACAUAUGGCGAGAUCAGUUAUUAAAAAAGAAGGAAUAUUAUGUGGUGGAAGUAGUGGUAGUGUCGUGUGUGCUGCCUUGAAAGCCGCUCAAGAACUGAAAGAAGGACAAAGAUGUGUAGUUAUCAUGCCCGAUGGGGCGCGAAAUUACUUGACAAAAUUUCUCUCGGAUAACUGGAUGGUAGAAAAACAAUUCAUGAGUGCUGAUCCUGAAGAUUCAACGAUACCAUGGUGGUGGGAUCAAAAGGUGAAAAGCAUGAAAGUUUCAAAUGUAUCAUCAAUAACACCUCAAACAUUUUGUUGUGACGCUAUUGAUAUCAUGAAUAAAAAAGGUUGCUUCCAGUUGCCUGUUAUUGACACAAAAGGCUCUAUGAAAGGCAUUGUAAAAUUACAAGAUCUGACCAAGAAGAUAGUAUCAGGAAAAGUAUUAUCAAACUCUUUAGUGUCCGAAGUUACAACCACAUCUUUUCUGAAGUUAAAUGUGGACACCACCACUUUGGGACGUUUGUCUAAAAUAUUGGAAGCAGGACAAUUCGCAGUUCUUGUAGAGAAUGCAGGCAAGACCGGAGCUGAACGACUCGUUGGCGUAGUCAAUCAACUCGAUCUGGUAAACUUCAUCACAACCAAGUGUGAAAAUGGAAGUUAAUACAUUGCUCCUAAAAGCAAUGUGCUGUUUUAAAACAUGACUGGACAUUUAUGACGUCAUCAAACCAGAAGAGCUUUUUAAUAAGUUUCGUCGUUGAUCUAUCUCUCUAUCUACCUAUCACAUAGUGUGAGUCUAUCUCUCUGCGCAUAAAAUUGGAAAGUUCUAUAAUUAUAUUUGAGUUAGUACGAUUAUGAGAAAGUUCCAAUCUGAAAUGCUACAGAGGGAAAGUUUUGAUGAAUGUUCUUUGUUAACUUACUCUGGAACAUUCUUUUUAUAAUCAGAAAAAAAUGUGAAAGAGUUAAAAUGGAAACAUUAUUUGAAAAUUUGAUAAAAUCAAUAUCUUUCGAAUUUCUGAUUAGUAUUUAUAAUAAUAUAUAGUUGUCUGAAAUGUUUGGUUGGUGCUCUUAUGCUGUCUUUUCCACCUUUUGUAGUAUUUAUAUGUAUUUAUUAUACUUGUGUUCAUUUCAUGUUAUGUAUUCUUAUGUAUUUGAAUAAAGUUUUUGUUCCAAUAA